GAUUACAAGCUUACAAACUGAGUGACGACCUUUUAAACAUUAACUAACUUAACUAACUAGUUAUAAUGAGGUGAUUAGCUAACAUGCCGCCAUGAAAAUCCAUUCCUGCCUCCCUCCGGAAAAGCCUCCCUCCGAGCCCGAAAGCGCCUCUAUCCAAAUGCAAGUCAAAAAGACCUCCGUGAAUGGUUUGAAUCUGAAUAUAACCAUACCCUCUCAUCCGGUCUCAUCUCCGAUAUCCUAUACAGCAAAUAUAGUCAUCUUGAUAAUGACAAACCACCCCGAGAUUUAAAGCGCCAACGUCGCGAGAAUUGGCCGGAGCUGGAGAAUGCCUUAUAUGAUUGGACAACACGUGUUGAAGGACAAAUAUCUGUAUCUGCAGAGAUCAUACGGCAUAAAGCAGAGAUCUUUUGGGAUUCCAUUUAUCCUGGAAUGGAGAAGCCUACAUUCAGCAAUGGCUGGCUCCAUCGGUUCCAAGCCCGGAGAACUAUCAAAUGGCGUGAGCAGCAUGGAGAAGCUGGUGGUGUCCCAGAGCAGGCAGAGCAAAAAAUGGUGAUGAUUCGGCAGGCUCUGGGUGCUUAUAGCCUCAAGGAUCAGUUUAAUUGUGAUGAAACAGCACUUCUUUGGAAGCAAACUCCAGUCCGAAGCCUCUCAACACGGCAGCUUCCUGGUCGGAGAAAGGAGAAAGCAAGGAUCUCUGCUCUAUUCUGCUGCAAUGCAGAUGUCACUGAGAAACUAGAACCCUGGUUUAUUGGAACUGCUCGGAAUCCACAUGCUUUUAGAGCUGCAGGCAUAAAUAUUCGGAAUUUCAAUUUAAUCUGGCGGAGUAAUCAAAAGGCCUGGAUGACUUCCCAAAAAUUCAUUGAGUUUCUUCGCUGGUUUGAUGCAGCAGCAGCAGAUAUACUAGCAAGUCAACAACCGCUUCAAAAUACACUUAUUAUAUGGCUUCCUGCAAACUCAACAAGCCGAUAUCAGCCACUUGAUCAAGGGAUCAUCCACUGUUGGAAAGCAUACUGGAAGCGGUACUGGGUCAAAUACAUCCUGUGUGAAUUUGAAACCAAUCGAAACCCUGUUCUUACAAUGAAUGUUCUAAAAGCCAUCCGAUGGGGCUUGCAAGGCUGGGAGUAUGGAGUUUCUGGGCGAGCUAUUCAGAACUGCUUUCAAAAAGCUCUUGACCCUCAAAUACAGUAUCAAGAACCUGUGGAUCCUGCAGUAAUGGACGACAUCCAGGCUUCCUUCUCUCAGCUUCGGCUAUCUACGCCAAUUCAAGAUCUAAUGGAUAUAAAAGCUUUCCUAAAUCCCGCAGAGGAGGCCGUCCAGGACUCUCCUGAUGAUAUUGAAAGCCGGGUUUUGGCUCAAUAUAUGCCGGAGAUUGAGGAAGAUCCUGAAGAGCUAGAAAUUUUACCAAAGGUGUCUGCGGAGGAAGCAAUUGCAGCCAUUCAAAGACUCCGUAUGUAUGAAGAGCAGCAAGUGGAAGGAAGUCCUGCCUUUAUACGUGAGGUGGAGAGGCAUGAGCGUAUUAUAUGGCGUCGGAAGUUGAAUUUGCAAAGUCAGCGUGAUAUUAGAAGCUAUUUUUCAUAUUAGUAGGCAUUUUUGGGCUCCGAAUAUAUAGAUUGCUAUCAGAGGCUGUUUUUCUGCUUGAGUAUCUAUUACCUCGCUAUAGCGAGAACCCUGUUUUAACGAGAUAAUUAAGCUUCCUCCUUUAUCUCCUUAUAGCGAGGUUUUACAGUAU
Molecule: messenger RNA, 1729 nt
Organism: Aspergillus ruber CBS 135680
Lineage: Eukaryota; Fungi; Ascomycota; Eurotiomycetes; Eurotiales; Aspergillaceae
Product: DDE-domain-containing protein
Exons: 2
Coding region: 430-1581 (383 amino acids)
Cellular component (GO): nucleus
Molecular function (GO): DNA binding
Source: RefSeq, a predicted model, not a curated record